Molecule: messenger RNA, 501 nt
Organism: Cryptomeria japonica (Japanese cedar)
Lineage: Eukaryota; Viridiplantae; Streptophyta; Pinopsida; Cupressales; Cupressaceae
Product: TPD1 protein homolog 1-like
Exons: 3
Coding region: 1-501 (166 amino acids)
Biological process (GO): cell fate determination
Source: RefSeq, a predicted model, not a curated record
AUGGCCAUGUAUUACUUGACCAGUGCCUCCGCCUUCUUUGUGCUCUGCAUAUUCUUCAACGGUGUCUCAGCCUUGACAACAAUGAAAGAUUCACAUUCUGCGGGAAUGUCCAAUCUGACGAAUGUCAUUAUGAAUUCAAACUAUAAAAACUCUAGGCUGCUGCGUAUGGGAUUCGGGGAGAAAAUGGAGCAAGCUUGCUCAAAAGAAGACAUAGUAGUGAAUCAGAGCCCCGAAUCCCCCAUGCCAAACGGAGUUCCAUCAUACACCGUAGAAAUUCAGAAUGUGUGCACCACAGGCUGCUCAAUUGCACAAAUCCAGCUUACCUGUGGAUGGUUCAGCUCUGCAGUAGAGAUAGAUCCAAAAGUAUUCAAGCGUUUGAGCUACAACGACUGUCUUGUCAACAAUGGGAAUCCAAUAAAGGCCGGAGGCUCCAUAUCUUUCGUAUAUGCACAAACUUCUAAAUAUCCCAUGGCAGUCUCUUCCGUGAAAUGUGUCCCAUGA